Molecule: messenger RNA, 3173 nt
Organism: Gamsiella multidivaricata
Lineage: Eukaryota; Fungi; Mortierellomycota; Mortierellomycetes; Mortierellales; Mortierellaceae
Exons: 4
Coding region: 18-3113 (1031 amino acids)
Source: RefSeq, a predicted model, not a curated record
UACCGGGCGCACCUGUCAUGGCAGGGAUGCCAGGGGUGCCGGGGAUGUCAGGGAUGUCAGGGAUGUCAGGGAUGCCAGGGAUGCCAGGAAUAUCGGCGAUGCCAGGAAUACCGGCGACGCCAGGAAUGCCGGGGAUGUCGGGAAUUCCAGCGAUGCCAGCGAUGGCGGGAGUGGGAGUCCAGGGUGGGUCAGCGAUACAGGGGAUGCCGACCAUGUCGACCAUGCCAACCAUGCCAACAAUAUCAACCAUGCCGGGUUUACCAGGGGGUACCGUGCGCCCACGACCGCCAAUGAUGCCCAAUGGGAUGCCUACACCCUCAAUAUCGAAAAAGACGUUCGAGAUGGACAUUGAUAAGGAGGUCUUUCAGGCUCUGCUUGAACUGAACAAAGAGCUGAUCUGCGUAUGCAUUGACUACCAAAACAGCAACCUGACUUCGGAUCCUGAUUUUCAAAAGUACCAGGUCCGACUUCAGAGUUUGUUGUCAUAUCUCGCGACAUGGUCAGAAAUCAGUAAAACUAUACCACUAUCCAACGAGCCUCCACCAAAACCUGAUCUGUCGCCACUCCCGCCAGCGCGUUUCCCUUCUGCAGCAAGGGCAAUGGUGGCUCUUCCCAAAGUAGCGGUCGCGUUCGCAGCGGCACAGAAGGCGAUCAAAGAAAAGGCGGCAGAGUCAACAAAGGCAGCAACCCCAGCAACUCCGGCAACUCCGGCGACUCCAGUAACUCCUACAGCGAAAUCAGAGGCGACCUCAGCUCCUUCGCCUACUAGUAGUAUCGGAGCAAGCAUUGCGACUGCAUCUGCACCUACCACGACUUCUACCGUCCAGAGCUCGGUGGGACCAUCAGUCCCUGCAGUAACAACUGCUGUCAGCACAACCGCACCAAUUGGCAGCACACUCAUGUCACCAGCACCUCAUGUUGCGCCGAACACUGGAAGUCAGGCGGGUACACCGCUAUUGCAACGAGCCCCUACAAAUACGAAUCCACAGCAGCAACUGGAUCAGCAGAAUACGCAGCAAGGCGCGCAGAUGCAGGCUGGCACGUUGAACUCCCUCACGGCGCCUUCUCCUGUGUCGACUUCUAUACCCUUGGCAGCCUCAUCAAUGCUAUCAUUCCCCCCCACACAGCCACAAUCCACCCCAGCAUCGGCGCCACUCCAGUCACCAACGGUUGCUUCGACUCUCACGACACAGAGCCCAGUCGUGGGUACAAGUACCGACAUCUCCUCAGCCUCAGGAACAUCCGUGCCGGCUAUUCAGGGAACCGAUUCUCCAGUAUCCAAGGCAUCAGUAUCAUCGGCACCAACUCCUGUGACAGCUUCAUUACCCAACGGAGUCGUGGGAGCGGUCAGGAUUCAAACAGGAUCGGUCUCGGCUCAGUCUUCACCAACGCUCGGUGGAUUUGCGCAUCUUAAACAAGGAGGAGGGAGUGCCGUCAACAGUCCUGCGCUGACUCAGUCCCAAGCACAGACACCUGCUUCGCCCCUUGGCAUUGUCGCCGGAUCUCCAGCACAACAGCAGUCUCUCCUUCAGCAGCAGAUGCACAACCUUCAGCAGAGUAAUAACGGGAGCAGGCAUAGCUCGCCGCUGGUGUCGCAUCAGAUGCUGCCACAGCGCACAGGAACAGGAUCGGUAACGUCUUCGCCGAGCGUAUCGCAUGCUGCUAUCCCAAUGUCGUCUCAACAACCUGAUACCACAGGUGCACAACGGGUCGCGUCGCCGGCACCCAUGGCCGCUUCUUCUGCGGCACAACUUGGAUCCCCGACCGUUAGCCUAGCAUUCGCACAGCCAUUCCAUGCGCACACUCCCAGUCCUACAAUGGGGCAACCACGACCAUCCGCACCCACGAUGAUGUCCACCGCAGGGUUACCUAUGGGCACAACACCAGGACAGAUGGGACAGAUGCCACAGCAGCAAACUAUGCUGAUGGGAAUGCCGAUGGCGAUGGGGAUGGGAAUGGGGAUGCCUUUGGGUAUGAAUAUGGCGCAACCGGUGGGCAUGCCUAUGGGCAUGGGUAUGAACCCUAUGGCUCAGUCGAUACCAAUGUCGAUGCCUAUGCAGAUGCCGAUGCAUGUGCCGAUUGGGAUGUCUGCACCGAUGCAGAUACCUAUGACGGGGAAGCAUAUGUUGGGCGGUGCGCAGGGUGGGGUGCAGAUACAGCUUGGACCGCAUCAGCAGCAUCAGAUGAGUCAGUUGCAGUUGCACAUGAUGCAACACCAGCAACAGCAGCAGUGGCAGCAACAAGCACAGCAACAACAGGCGAUGAUGCAACAGCAACAGCAUAUGCUGCAGCAACAACAACAACAGCAGAUGAAUCAGCGUCCCCCAAGUCGACAGAACAGCCCAAUGAUGAGUCCUGGACGCGGAAGCCCCGCUAUGUUCAGUCCUACUUCUAUGAUGACCCCUCAACAGCAGCAAUUACAGCAGCAACAGAGUCAAGGACCCAGUCGUUCAGGAUCUAUGGACCUAAGUUCCGGAAACAAUAACAUGAUGGGAAGCAGUGGUAGCCAACAAGGCUCGCCCGCACUUGCAGCUCGUCUUGGGAUGCAUUCACUUCCCGGAUCAAGAUCCGGAUCUGUCGACUUUUCUCAACAGCAGCAGCAGUCGCAACCAACACCGCAGCAACUCCAAUCUCCACAAUCGGGAUCGGGGGCCACACCCACUGGCAUGUCCUUCGCCACUAACAGCAGUGCCAAUAACCAGAGUAGUUUACAGAGCACGCCCACCCUCGGGCAUAACAAUCUCAGCAGCGCCAUGGGCGGAAGUAACACGAACGACAGUGCUGCGAACACACCUGUCACUGGCGGAAAUGUUGGGUUAUCAGAGCUUGAGAACAGUUCGACAAUGAAUGCUGGAGAUGAGGGCGAGGACAUGUUGAAUUUGGAUAUGAUCGAGAUGGAUAUGACGAUGAGCCAUGAUUUGUACGGAUCAGGCGAGUCUGGGAAUAACAGCGGUGGUAAUGACAACGGCGGUGGAUACGGAGAUGGCCAGCAUCAACAGCAUCAACAAGAAGGCCAGCAGCAGGAGCAGCAGGGGCUAGAAGGGUUGGAGAUGGACUGUGCGGUCAAUGAGGAAGACGAGGACGAUGUCAUGAAUGGAUUUUUGAACCUGUAGAACCUUCAUCUCUGCUUUUUUUUUUUCUUAUUCUUAUUGCCGAUAGCUCGAUUUUUGACC